UAAUCUGUAUUUGUCCCUCAGACAUGUCCGCAGUGUGGCCCGCUCAGCCUUCCUCACCAGGAACUCUGCGUCUCUCUCCAUCCUGGUUUUGAACAAGACCAAGAUUUUUGUCACAGAGGACGUAGCCAGCCUGCAAACCACCAGCAGACUGAGAGAAGAGCAGCUGCCCGUGUGUGAGAGGAGGAAAGCUCCUUCAAGGGAAAUAAAGGAAGAAUUAGAAACUGACACAGAGGAACAUGUCAGCCUCGUGGAGCCGGCUCUCCUUCCGCAUCCUGCUGAUGCUUCUGUCCUGGAGGGGCAGCAACACAAUUGAGCAUUUCAGGACAGAGAAUCCUGGUGCGACGCCCCCUCCGCUGGUUCCCACCAGUCCUCUCCCCAUGGACGUGAAGAGCGUUGUCCUCAAAGGUGAAAGUCACACUGAGGCGGUUGAAGUGUUGAAACCCGUCCGUUUAGAGCUGGAGUGUACCUGGACAGGUAAUCAGAACAAAUUACCAAACAUCACCGGGUACUGGAAAAAAGAUGGCAAUGAAAUCGACAGCCGGCUCACAGUGCCGCUGGAGAAUGAGCAAUAUAAUCUCAAAGGAGUGUUCGACAUUGUUGGAGAGGAAAGCCUUGGAAAUUACUCAUGUGUCUUUGGCAGCGAAGCAAAAAUAGAGUUCGUUUUGGCAGCUCCUCAGAUGGGCGAGGUGCGAGACAAGCCGAUAGUCAGCUACGCGGGCGACUCUGUGGUGAUCGCGUGUAAAAUGGAGGAGCCCAAGCCGAAGCCCAGCACCUGGCACUGGUACAAAGCAAAUGGCACCGACAAGGCUCUCAUUGACGCAGCUGCAGAGCCCCAUCGGUACCAGAUCCACAGCGAGGGGGGGAAGAGCACGCUGACGGUGCGCAACCUGACGCAGGCCGACGCCGGCUUCUACUACUGUGGGGCGGUCUACCUCAUCAGCACCAGCCUGGGCCGCUUGGAGGUCAGGGUCAUCACCUUCCUGGAGCCGCUCAAGCCCUUCAUCGCCAUCGUGGUGGAAGUGCUCGUCCUGGUCGCCGUCAUUCUGCUCUACGAGAGGAAAUCCAAGAAGAAGUCCAUCACAGGAGAUGACAUGAAUGCUGACCACACUAAUAAGCUGACACAAGGAGAAAACAGCGGCGGGGAAGAAAGCUCCUCAGUGAGGCAGCGUAAAGUUUAGCCUUUUCUUGUGCUGUUACUUGAAUAGAGCUUAAAAAAAAAGCAAUAUUUAAUCAUCUAUUGGAAGAAUAUGUCAUGAGAUAAUCACAUUCACCAAAGAGUGGCAAGAAGCACCACCACUGCCACUAAUUAUUAUUAUUUUAAUCCUUAGAUGCACCUCAGGUUUAGCUUUGCAAUCCUCUAAUAUUGCCUGACUUUUGUCCUGUUUGACACAUAAAUUCUUAAAACAUAGUUGAUUUUUUUUUUUUAAAUUAACACAGUGGCUGUCAUAAUGGUGGCGAGUGAGGUGAUGUCUUUUUCGUAGCCUUGACUGAAGAAGCCGCUCACUUCCUGUGAGGAAACGGCCUCGACACAGGAGAAGUGGUUAGCCGCACGCUUCACUCUGCCUUUUCUGUUUUAGUCAAAGCGGAAACUGAUUUCUCUCCACUGAGUAAUGACUUGAUUCUGAAUUCACUUAAUUUUUUUUUU
Myripristis murdjan (pinecone soldierfish) is the source of this 1645-nucleotide messenger RNA. RefSeq names its product embigin (gene emb). The coding region runs from base 237 to 1178 and encodes 313 amino acids. Gene Ontology annotation, cellular component: axon; plasma membrane. NCBI's taxonomy places the organism in Eukaryota, Metazoa, Chordata, Actinopteri, Holocentriformes, Holocentridae. Gene Ontology annotation, biological process: dendrite self-avoidance; homophilic cell-cell adhesion; axon guidance. The transcript has 9 exons. Gene Ontology annotation, molecular function: cell-cell adhesion mediator activity. The record is from RefSeq and is a predicted model, not a curated record.